Molecule: messenger RNA, 7695 nt
Organism: Callithrix jacchus (white-tufted-ear marmoset)
Lineage: Eukaryota; Metazoa; Chordata; Mammalia; Primates; Cebidae
Product: golgin subfamily A member 2-like
Biological process (GO): Golgi organization
Cellular component (GO): Golgi apparatus; cis-Golgi network; Golgi cis cisterna
Source: RefSeq, a predicted model, not a curated record
UUACUAAAUUUUCAACUUGAACUACUAGUGGAUAUUCCUUCUGCAGAACACAUCUCUAACACAGUUAUUAAAAGGCAACAGGAAAAGAGGAUUUACUCUGAGGAGAUUCAUUCCACUGCACAUGUGGCUGGGUGAGUCUAUUCCAGACAACAGGGUAUCAGUCAAUUUCUGUUGCUAUAUCGAAUACUGCAGAGUGGAUAACUUAUAAAGUACAGAGGUUUAUUUAGCUCAUGGUUCUGAAGACUGAGAGAUCCAAGUUUGGGGGGCCACAUCUGCUGAGGGACUUCUUACUGCUGGUGACUCUCUUCAGAGUCCACAGGUGGCUCAAGGCAUCACAUGGUGAAGGGCUCAUAAGAGACCCACUCUCCUGAUAACUAACCCAUUCCCUUGAUAAUUUAUUAAUCCUUUAAUCCAGGAAUGGAUUAACUCAUUCAUGAGAGCAGAGCCCUAUUACCCAAUCACCUCCUGACCUCCAGUGAUCCACUCGCCUCAGCCUCCCAAAGUGCUGGGAUUACAGGCAUGAGCCACUGUAAUGAGAUGGGAUAAUAAAAUUGGGCAUGGUGGCAUGUGCCUGUAGUCCCAGCUACUCAGGAGGCUGAGGGCGGAAGACCUCAUGAACCCAGGAGGUCAAGGCUGCAGUGAGCUAUGAUUGCACCACUGCACUCCAGCCCGGGCAACAGAGCAAGACCCUGUCUUUAAAACAAGAAACAAAGUGCACCGUGUGUGGAAUCCAGCUUCUGGCGUGUGGACCUGACCUCACUCAGUCCCAUCAGUGAGUGGGAGGCUGCCUGCUGUCUUCCAAAACAUUCCCACCACUAUACCUGUGUUUCUCCUGUGUUCCCUGGCAGGCUAUGUGAGGGGGCCUGUCACCUACUCUCUGGCUUCCCUAAGGCACAGCUCAAACCUUUUUUGCCACUGAGAACCUUCUCCUGAAGAGUCUUACCCACACCCACAGGCCUCCUCAUUUCAGAGCUUUUGGUGGGAGUACAAGAAUUGAGACACUGCUACCAGCUGGGAGGAAUUGUCCCUAGGGUUCGGUCUCUGGAUGGCAUGUGAGGAUCUAGACCAGGACCCAGAUGCCUGUAACCUGAAGGGCAAGGGCCUCGGCUGCCCGGGCUUCACACUGGGAAUGCUCGUUUCCCUGGCUUACCUACUUUGACUCCAAAGGUAAUAAUGCCGACAUCCCCCAUGAGACAGAGUGACAGACUGAGACCAUCGUAGGGUUGCCUGGCUCAGAGUCACCAUAGCCAGGCAGAGCUCAGGUCCUGGCCCUGUUCAAGGCUUUCCCAAAGCCUUUCUAGCUCUGGUACCUGGGUUCUUCCUCACCCAGCUGCAGCUCCCCUGCCCCUUCUACCAGGUGACAGAGAACCUGGCCAGCUGUGACCCAUAGAAAAUUUCACUUUCCUUCUGGUGAGGCAUGAGAACCUGCUUGGGGUGGGAGGGAAGAGGGGUCUGGGGGCCCUCCCAGCCCUGCCUCUGGCAUUUGAAAAACGGCGACUGAGCAGCAGCAUGGUUUCAACUAGACAAAGAGGCCACUAGGUUUAUAGCCUGGCCUCAGACAGCUGCUGCCAUGUCACCUUCUCUUCUGUAUGUGCUGACCUGGCAUCCCACCUAGUUAAAGGUCUUCAGGCCUCCUGCCCCCUGGGCAUUUUCCCCACUCCCUGCCCAGGCACAGCUGUCCUUGUCCUGGACCCAUCUUCAGAGAUGCUUGUCCAGCACACAGCUUUGCUGGAUGUCGCAGGCUGGGCCGGGCCCCCUGCCCUGCACUGACAUCUUUGUGAGUCUCAACUAGACUGAGCUGCAGCUUCAGAAUCAGGACAGGCUCUGACUUAAUUGAUAUGACCCAGGACAAGGGUAUUUCUUGAUGGUGUCAUGUCUGCUUAAGUUCUUGGCCUGUAUGGUCUCUUUAGGGCACAAUGCUCCUCUGUCCCAUGCUUAGGUGCCCACAUGUGGCCACGAGAGCCUUUCCUUCCACCAUCCAUACAUCAGGCUGUUGUCCAGGCAUGUGUGGCUCCAGGCAGAAGCGUGAGUGCAGAGCCAGGCCUGGGCGGAUGUUCCGCAGGUGCUGCAGGAGCUGACAGCCUUGGCCAGGCAGUCCAUGGCCAUCCAUUCCUCUUCACUGCAGUGGGCCCCUAGUCCACCAUCCUUCCAGGGCAAGGCCUGGACCCAAACUGACUUUUGUCUGCCCCUGGUUUCCCUUGUGCCUGCCAGGUUCUUGGCUGAGCAUGAUGGUCCUGCCCAUUUCCUUGAUUAUCCACGAUAAGGUUUAUAGAGCCACUUGGGAACAUCACAUCUGUCUACCAGGUCCUCACCAGAGACAGGACUGCCUUGGGCCAGGCCUGUUGGGACCCAGAUUCAGUGGCUUCAAUCUAGGCAAUGGGCUAAUAGGCAGCUGUCACUGCUCCUCUGCUUGGGGGAUGCAGGAGAGGAAGGUCAGGCAGGAGAUCUGCUUGGCAGCCACCUGUGCCUGUCUCACCUGGCUGCGGGUGCAUUGGAGGCUGAACCCCUUUCUUGAUCUACAGGUGUGGAUUUCAGGUUUCCAAUGGUUGUCAGGGUGUGCUCCAGUGCUCUCCUGGCCCUAGGGAACGCUGGGCUCCAUGAGGCCUUGGCCUAGGCAGGAUUGUUUCCCACACUGUCAUCUCCCCAUACAGUCACCUACCCAAACACUGGGCUGCAGGCUCUGGUAUAUGUAAAAGUUCAAAGGCAAAAGUCAGCCCUUCCGCUCUCCCGGAGUGGGUGGCCCCUCCCCUCUCAGAGUGGGCGGGGACAGGAGUUGCAGGAGCAGCUUUCCUUGGGAUGCCACAGGUCUCUCUGGAGCUGCCUAGCCACGCCUCCUUUCCUUUCAUCUUUCUCAUGACCAAUGGGAUUGGAGCAUGAAGGCCACGCCCCUGUUCUACAUUCUAGUGUGGCCCUGGUUACGCCUCCUCUGUCUCAGACACACAGCUGCCUGGUAGAGGAGUGGAGCUGCUUACCAGUGCUCCUUUGAAUUGUGCUGAUGUGGCCCCAACCCCACCUCCCUCUCCAACCCCACCUCCCUCCCCCAUCCACCAUGUCGAUGUCAGAAGAAAUUCGCAAGAUGAUAGCCUCGGCUAGGAAAAAGUUAAAAGAAUUUCAACAAAGAAACAGCCCUGCUGCUCCAUCUCGAGUGAGAAGAAGAAAGAAAAGAAACAACAGUAGCCGUGAGACAUCCGCUUCUGAUGGUUGCCAGUCACCAUGCCAUUCAGCAGCAGGUGGUCACAAGGAGGGCCCUGCACCGUGUGCCACCAUGAAAGAUCCAGAGCCCUCGAGCCGCCGUGAAGCAGUCCUUGAGCAGCAGGUACAGCAGUUUCUACAGGAGCGGGAACUGCUAAAAGCGCAGGUGGCAGAGGUGACGGAGUGUCUUAAGAAAGCUCAGCUAGAAAGAGACGCUUACGCUCAACAACUCAAAACACAGAAGGCGCAGUGGCAGCAGAAAAUCCUCACAAUGGCAGGAGAAAUUGAAAUAUUCAAAAUGGAGAAAAGUCAAGACGCAAUGAAAAUCGAGAAGCUGAAGGGGAGCCUUGCCCACCUACAAAAUCUUCUGGCUGAACCCCCGAUCCUGAAGCACCGACAGGGCCCUCUGACUUGGAAAGAAAACCUAAAAACUGAAACCAAGUACCUGAGAGAUGAGCCACGGGAACAGGAGAGACUGCAGGAGGCAAAAAUGAGGCUCUGGGAGACGGAGGUGCCAUUUCUGAACGCUGCUAAAGCCAGUGCCCAGGAGGAGCAGGCACGGCUCUGUGAGCAGCUCCAGAAACAACAGGUGUGCUGCCAGCACCAGGCUCAGCUGGGGGCCUCGGCCCUGAAGGAGCCAGAGGCAGCGGCCACAGCCACAGGGACUGGGAGCGAGUCUGGGUGUGGGGAGACCCAGCGGGCCCUGCAGGGAGCUCUCGACCAGCUGCAGAGAGACUUCAUGGACAUUUUGAAGGAGAAUUCAUACCUGAAGGAGCGGGUGGAAAAACUAGAGCUCGGAUUCAUUCAGCUCUCUGGAGAGAGAGACAUGAUAAGAAAGUCCGUCAAACCAAAUGACCGUCAGAGGGCAGUGGCCAAGACCCAGCACCAGAAGAAUGAUGUUAGCAUGCUGUCGCAGGCUGAGGAGGGGAUGAAGGUAAAGCUGCUGGAGCUGCAGGGGCCAGUGAUGCAGCUUAUGAUCGACCAUGAAGUCCAGCACCCUGCUAAUGAGCCCACUCCAGGGGCCCCAGCCCCCCAGGAGCCUGGUGCUGCUGACAAGGAUGAACUUUGUGAGGUGAUCCUCGCUGACAGCCUGCAGCCUGCAGGAGGGAGGGGUACACCAGAACCCCACUGCACAGCAGAUGGCACAUGGCUUUGUGAGCUGCAGGACAGCCAGCAACACCGACCCUUGGGCAGCAGUCCCUCCACGCCAUGCUUUUACCAGGCUGUGGGCGAAGGAGCGGGUAAACAUCACGAUCAGCUAAGAGCUGGCCCAGAAGUUUACAAACGAACAAAGUUAUAGGGUUAGUCUUCACGUUUACUUCAUUUGAAUGUUAGAGCCACUUAGGAUGAUUUGUGUUUCUAAUCUAUAGUUUAUUUGUAAAAAGUUAAAGGAGAGUGGAUCUUCGUGUGGCUCUCACUGAUGUUCACUUUGGCAUUUUUUAGAAUAUUUCAUUUUUAAUUUGAUAAUCGUAGGUCAUUAGCAUGCCUAUCGAGUUUGCCCUUACAUGGUGGGAGUUCAAACACACAAAGACCCACUAUUGACACAAAACUAUUCUCGCUAGUUUGGAAUAGGCUGCCAUGGUUUUUUAAUGUUAUUGCAGCAUGUGUAUUCAUUAUGGAAUUCAGAUACAAUUUGCUUAUGUUCUGCUAUGAUAUUUGAUCAAAUCCUAUUUACAGUGAGCUCUUAAUUAGCUCAAUAUGUGCUUUGCCCUCACGUGCACACUGUUUAUUACUUUGUAAGAUGCCACUGUGAGUACUGACAUUUAGAGUUGUUGAAAGGCCGAGAACUGGAAACAGCCUUUCUUCCUUGUUCUGUGUAUUGCAAAUGGGAGUAAUAACAUUUUGGGGAGCUUUUAAAAUCUCACAGAAGAGGAAAGCGGCCUGCUCUGGCUGGUAUGUGCAGAAUAGAGUAGUUCAUUGGUUCCCGUGCCAAGAAUGAGUGCUGCGCUAUGGUAGUUCUUUUAGGGUUUUUCUGUGCUCUGGGCUCAUGAAGAUACUGCAUGAUAAGCUGCAGCAGCUGUACUCUUUUUUAUGACCUACAAAGAGAUGAUUUCUGAGGAAUAAAAGGCUCCCAUCUUUGACGGUGGAUGUGGAAAACCUUUCCUAGCUUAGAGCAUUUACAUCUAUAAUACAUUGUAAAGUCAGAGCUCCUGUUACCUGUUUUAAUCCCCUGACUCUAAGUCUCAGUACACAAAAGGGCACUGGUUGGCAUUCUUCUUAAUGUAUUUAGUAAAGGCCAUAAGAAAUCCUUUAAGAUAAAGUGUAAUUUAUAUAUAUAUACAUAUAUAUUAUAUACAGGAAUGGAAAUUUGUAUCUUAGAAUGGAUAGGCACUAAAUAUUGAUGACUGAACAGUUAAUGUUUUAGGACACUUGGUAUAGUGAGUGCCUUGCACACAGAAAAAGACCACGGAUGAGAUUAUCCUUUGUAUCAUUUCACAGUUUUAAAAAUUGCUAUUGAUUACAGUUCACAUAGCAAGUUGCUGAUAAAAUGUCUGUUUUCAUAAAACAUCUCCAACAACAACAAAAUCCUUUCAGAGUUUAAAUGUCCAGAAAAAAAAUAAAAAUUUUAAUAAAAAAUUUAAAAAAGUUUAAAUGUCCCUGGAACAGGCACACAGGGUGUAGUCAAGAAUGGACUAGAGUGCAGGAAAGCCGUGUGACACCUGGCGUCCCUCUGUGUUCACGGAGCUUCUUUGAGGCGAGAUUGACUUGACCGUCCAGACUUCUCUGGCUAAUACCUAUUCUUCAACCACCUUGGUUACUCUGACAUAGGAAUUGCCUUGUUUUUCUUCAAUGAAAAGGACUUUAAACAAUAAUCACAAACCAAAAAUAAUAAUCACAAACAUUAUUAUAAACUAAUAUAUGUGAGAGUACUUGGCUGGAAAAAAAGGAGUUUCAGUAGACAGAAUUGUACUAUAUUUGACAAUCAAAGAGAAGUUUAUGCAACGUAAAAUGUUUAUAGCCUGCAGUGCCAUCUACUGUUUGUGAAUGUCAAUGUAUUAAAUCAGGAAAAGUGUCUAACAAUCACAGAGUUCUAUUUCCUCAGCAAGUUCUUUACCAAGAGAGAAAUAUGUUUUUAUACCUUUCAGUUUCAGUUAGAGGCACAUUUUGUGCAACAUUUAUGUUAAUGUGUCUCUACAUUAUGAAUGAAUUCUUUCAGUCAGACAUUGCAUAAAUCAUAACUUUAUGAUGGUUGGGACAGAAUCAACAGUUGAAACUUCAUGAAGUUCUAAUGUCCAUGUACCAAAAUACCUCCCAUUGUUAGGAUGGAGGGAGAUAUGCAUGUGUGCUCCCUGAAGGGGAGAUUCCUAGUUACUGACCGUCUCCACGUUUAGCAUUUGGCAUCUUCAUGAUACUUUCAUAAAUAUGGCAUUAAUAGGAGAGCACUCAUACAAUUUGACAGAUGGAAUAACACAUUUGCCUGCAUUCCCUGAAAGAGUACAAAUAUUGGGUCCUGGUGAUUUGAACUGACUCUUCCAAAUUGUAGGGAUUUAUCAAUGUAUCAGAUAAACCCAGUUUCAGAACGAUCAAGGAAAACUGUUAGACCAAAUAAUGCGGCUAAUUAACAGUGGUAUGAUUUCUAGCCGGGGGCUUAAAAUGGACUUAAAGUUCUGUUUUGUGUUUUAUUUCUGAACUUGCCGCUUUUGCAUUCUUUGAGUUCAGUUUAAAGACAGUUACUCUAAGUCCAUUUUCAACCCUCGGGCUAGAAAUCGUACCCCUGUUAAUCAGCCACAUUAUUUGGUCUAACAGUUUUUCUUAAUCAUUCUGAAACUGGGUUUAUCUAAUACAUUGAUAAAUUAUUUCAAAGGGAUUUUGAUAGUUCAAAUCACUUCACUUUUACCCUAAGAAAUACAAAUGACUAGGAAUGACCUUCAGAUAGUGUUUAGCAUCUGUACCCAAUCUGAUGAUAACGUGUUCAUCAGGUACCUGUGGAGUAAAUCCCAUACAGGCAUGUUUAAGCUGAAUGGCAGUCAGGAAAAUACAUUUACUAUAUUAACCGAAAUAUCACUCUGAGUAGGCAUUUUGUCAUCUAUUUAAGACAAAUCUAAAAGAACGGAAAUCACAUGACAGUGACUUAAGUCUUUCUUCAAAGUGCACGUGAGUCUCCUGCAGUACUUCAUUCAGCCAAGUGUCUGUUCUCUUCCUCAUUCAGUAGAAGGCAGCUUUCAAUUGGCUUAGAAGGCAACAUCAAGGUUAGCGUUCAUCAAAAACACAGAAUUUUAAAAUGUGUGUUCAACUGACCAAAUUUGAAUUUCUGUAGGAAGAAUCAAAAUACCUGUUUAAAGAUUGCAAAAUAUGUUACUCAUUUUUAAAGGAUUUUAUUAAACCUGAUAGGUUUUCCAGAAAUGAAUAAAACUCAGUUCUAAAACCAAAGCUGAUUUUUAGAAAAUUUGAAAAUGUAAAUCAGUCCUAUCCUAUCCACAAUAUAGUUUCUCUAAAACUUUAUCUUAAAGAGUUAUUUAAAAUAACUAUUAAAAAAAUAACUGGUCUCUUAAUGUUUUGAAA